ACAUUAAAACAGUUUAUUUACUUCAUUCACAUCGUCGUGUAAAGAGUGUUUGGCUGAACAAAAAAUUCGUGACGCUUUGUAAAAUAAAUAAUUUGCAAAAUGAGUAGUGUACAUUGUCAACUAUGGAUGGGCAACCUUGAACCCUACAUGACGGAAAACUUCGUCAUAAGUGCUUUCCACAAAAUGGGCGAACAACCACAAACUGUGCGACUUAUGCGAAACAAAUACACAGGUGAACCAGCCGGAUAUUGUUUUGUAAACUUUCUGUCCGACGAACAAGCCAUAGAUGCCAUGCACAAGCUAAAUGGAAAACCCAUACCGGGGACCUCACCUGUUGUAAGAUUCCGAUUGAAUGCCGCAAGCAGUAACUCGAAUAAGCUAUUGGCAAAUGAGCGUGAAUUUUCCGUUUGGGUCGGAGAUUUAUCACCUGAAGUGGAUGAUUAUAACUUAUACCGAGUUUUUUCCAACAAAUAUUCUUCGAUUAAAACUGCCAAAGUAAUUCUCGAUUCAUCGGGAUUUUCAAAGGGCUAUGGUUUUGUACGAUUUGGUUUGGAAGAAGAGCAAAAAUCAGCACUGUACGAAAUGAAUGGUUAUAUUGGUCUUGGUUCAAAGCCACUGAAAAUUUGCAAUGCUGUCCCAAAACCUAAGUCAUCUUCAACAGCAGCAGCAGCAGCCGCCGCCGCCGUCACGACAGUCCCAGAUACAGUCACUAUGCCGAACUUAGCUGCACCAAAUGCCAUCACGGAUUUUUCACAAUAUUAUGACCCUUCAACGUACUGGCAAUACGGACAGACUGCAUCACAAGCAUGGGCCGGGUAUGAUCCUAACGAUUUUGCGGCUUAUUACCAACAACAGGCUACAGCGCAUAUUCAACAAGAGAAUACAGCCGCACAAAACCAAAAUGAAUCAACGGCAAUGACCCAUAUCUACAGUCAAAAUGAUGAUUUGACAUUAAUUGAUCAUAAAAUAACAAUUGACGUCGAUCAAUUGAAUAGAGAGACCAUCGAGCGUGACCGAAACUUUUACGACGCCCUUGAAAGUUCAAAGUGGAUGCCGGUAGAACAACUGGAACUAUUCUAAAUAUUCAAGGAAUAUUGAUUUCUUGAGUGAAUAUUCCAUAAAUGGUUGUCAAAAAUAAAGAUGUUUUAAUAAGAUAAGGAGACUA
Messenger RNA from Sitodiplosis mosellana (orange wheat blossom midge), 1165 nucleotides. It is a transcript of the gene Secp43, whose product is annotated as tRNA selenocysteine 1-associated protein 1. The coding region runs from base 100 to 1080 and encodes 326 amino acids. The transcript has 6 exons. Lineage: Eukaryota; Metazoa; Arthropoda; Insecta; Diptera; Cecidomyiidae. The record is from RefSeq and is a predicted model, not a curated record. Gene Ontology annotation, molecular function: RNA binding.